AUGUUCCGAGUACCUUACAUCAUAUUCACAGUGAUCUGUGUACAGACCAUCACAGCUAAUUCUAUGGAGGAUGUUAAGACACUGCUGGCAGAUCUGAUGGUGAACUAUUCCAGUGAAGUUCGGCCAGUAAAGGACCAGACAAAGCCAGUAUCCAUUGACGUUGGCAUGGCUCUUGUGUCUAUUAAUGAUUUUAAUGAAGUGACCGGAGUUAUUUCAGUGGUUAUUGUUUUGUUUCUUUCUUGGGCAGAUGAAAGUCUUGUGUGGGAUUCCAGUAGUUAUAACAAUACCACAUCUCUUACAUUUUCAGAGAAAAAAAUUUGGGUUCCAAAUAUAUUCUUGACUAACCCAGCAAACGACUUCAAACCUGUCAGCAACAAGCAUUUCAAAGUCACUGUUCAGGCCAAUGGUUCCGUUUACUGGACACCUGGAAGUAUUCUUCAGGCAACUUGUCAACCAGAUGUUUCAAAAUUCCCGUUUGACCUACAGGAAUGCACUAUUUCCAUCGCCCCACAUGGAUAUUAUGGAACACAGGUUUCACUCUUCACAAACGUUCCAACAAUCAAUUUGGAUUUUUACUCUCCUAACUCUGCCUGGGAUAUUAUAUCAACUAAAGCCUUUGUCACCACUGUAGGUGUCGACAUUGCUUCCUUCACCAUCGAAAUGUCCAGGAGACCGUUAAAUUUUAUGGUUAGUGUUGUCAUACCGAUAAUAAUGCUGGCGCUUAUCAACCCUUUUGUGUUUAUCCUUCCUUUCAAUUCUGGUGAACGAACAUCAUGCAGCAUCACAGUAUUACUGGCAUUCACGGUGUAUAUGACAGUGGUUAGUGAUAGGAUGCCAGCCUCCUCAGAACCAAUGUCCCAUCUAUCUUAUUAUCUACUCUCAAUGCUUGCUCUUAGUGUUUUCAUCGUAACUGUGAACAUAUUCCAGAUCAGAACCUACAGUAAAAAUGAAAAUGAGGUGCCAGUGCCCAAGUGGAUGAAAAACUUGAUCAUGAAUUUUUAUAAGAUUUGCAGAAAAGGUAAAGUUGAAACCAAAUCAAGAGAUCCAUAUGAAACCAAACGCAUUCCGGACAAAAUUGAAUCCAUCAAAAACCAUAUCAUCCGGUUAGAAUCAAUCGAUGAGUCAGAUCUUGCAGAAAAUAAAACACAUUCAAAAGAUGAAAACUGUAAUGAAACAUCUUUUUCACAACCAGAAAAUAUUACAUGGUACACUGUAGCUAAAUAUGCAGACAAGUUAUACUUUACAGCCUUUUUGGUUUUCACUGGUAUUGCAUCGCUGAGAUACUUUGUAGUAGUCGCAACUUAA
Messenger RNA from Ylistrum balloti, 1305 nucleotides. RefSeq names its product neuronal acetylcholine receptor subunit alpha-7-like. Gene Ontology annotation, molecular function: transmembrane signaling receptor activity; neurotransmitter receptor activity; extracellular ligand-gated monoatomic ion channel activity. Lineage: Eukaryota; Metazoa; Mollusca; Bivalvia; Pectinida; Pectinidae. Gene Ontology annotation, cellular component: neuron projection; membrane; synapse. The record is from RefSeq and is a predicted model, not a curated record. The transcript has a single exon. Gene Ontology annotation, biological process: chemical synaptic transmission; nervous system process; regulation of membrane potential. Bases 1 to 1305 code for a protein of 434 amino acids.